Molecule: messenger RNA, 1293 nt
Organism: Pseudovirgaria hyperparasitica
Lineage: Eukaryota; Fungi; Ascomycota; Dothideomycetes; Acrospermales; Acrospermaceae
Exons: 3
Coding region: 1-1293 (430 amino acids)
Source: RefSeq, a predicted model, not a curated record
AUGGGCGAUACCUUCUUCCUAGACUGGGCGUUAUGGCAGAAGUUGACCUUGAUCUUAGCCGGGGGAAUAGUAAGCUACAACUCAUUCGAGCAGCCAGGGAUCCCACUGACUAGCCAGGCCCUUACUCUCAGCAUCGGAUUCUGGAAGCUCUGGUACGACACGAAAAGGCUGCGGGCAUAUGCAGAAAUCGCAGACAAGAACGCCAUAACGACUAGGAACGUCGAAGCACAGUACGACACAAUUGUCAAUGAGAAGGGUGAUGAGGUUCCGUUUGGACUCCGUGCCUUGGAGCAUGGGCUUGAAGCUGUUGGUGUAUGGAACUCGGUUUCCGCGACUCCAGUCUCUGGAAGUCCUCGUAGCUCUUGCUCGGGUUCGCUUUCUCUGUCCAAGACAAAUUCUUCUUCAGGAGUCGACAUGUCCACUUUGGGUCUUCCUGGGCCAGCACAUCACGGCACUUAUCUCGAGAGCUCACAAGGAAUCUCUUCUAUGCGGCCUCAUGGACCGUCACUAUUUCCGAAUGUAGGUUCCUUCGCAAGUCAACAGUCCUCCGCUUCUACAGAUAAUACUCGUCUGGACUCUCCCUUUGACUGGAAUUCAAGGGUUGCGCAUACUCUGAGAAACACCAGCAUGAAUGGUGCUGGCUCGUAUGCCUCAAGCGAUGAUGGAUCGCACUCAGAGAGUCUUGCGGCUGCACUCGACAUGUUACAGGCCCACCGACUCUCUCAUGUGGCAGAGACUGGCCAACUCACUCCUAGGAUCCGUCGCCUUAGGGAGAACAAUGGAAGUGACAGUGUAUCUGAUAUGUCUGGACACUCUGCCAAUUUUUCCUGGUUCAGGUCUCCUACGCCGAGCUCGACCGAAUCCUUGGCCAAUAUUUCCAAUCCUUUCUUGAGCCAGAUGUCUGACUUGAGAAGCUCCAGAAGCUCCCCGGAAACACCACCGACAUCUCCGGAUAACACAGACGCCCGUCUACGUAGAUUUUCGUUGGUGGCAGACUCUAAACCGCCGAGACACUCGUUGCGUCCGUCCGACACGCGUACAAGCCUACCUCCACCAUCCGAUACAAUUAUGUCAAAUGGCCAUAGAAGUCGUAAACGUUUGUCUCAAAUGUUUCGAAAACUCCAUCCAAAGAUUGUAUCCCCUCCCAGGGGUUCUGAAGGCACUGGUCUCGAGAAAGUGCCUGGAAUUGCCAAGAAUCUCCAGUUCAAUCAGCUACACAAGAGGUGUUCCGGAAGUACACAGGUCUCUCAAAGCAGAAUUCAUAGCUUCACUACUCGAAGCAGCGCUUCAUGA